AUGGAUCCAAUGAAUGUGAGACCAACCAAAUUAGAUUCGGAUCAAAAGCCCGAAGAGGAUACCGAUUCAUCUGGUGAGAAAGAUGAGUCCCUUCUAUUGUUAAUUCAGCGUGCUAAAAGAAGUUCACAGUCGUCGGACAAUAAGGAAUCAGAACAUAACAACGCUGACACGUCGGACGAAAAUGAAGCUAAAUUGGAAGAGAAACCAGAGCCGAGGUCCUCCGUUUCAGCAACUCGUAGACCAAGUGCCAUCAGUAUUUCAGACUACUUGGCCUCAAAAGCUGUUCAACAAACAAUCGAAGCCCAACGUCACAACAAAAAAUCUCUUCGAAGAUCAAGUGCACCAUCAAAAUCGAGCGGUCGAACUGAUCUAGCAACAUCAAGUGCGGUGCCUCGACCUCGUUCUACGCAUGCCAAAACACCGUAUACCGAGACGAGCGUCAUUCUCUAUGCCCUCAGAACGGCAGAAACUGCGAGGUGGACAACAUACGACUUCGUAGAAGGGCGUGAAAGUGAAUAG
Molecule: messenger RNA, 519 nt
Organism: Opisthorchis viverrini
Lineage: Eukaryota; Metazoa; Platyhelminthes; Trematoda; Opisthorchiida; Opisthorchiidae
Exons: 2
Coding region: 1-519 (172 amino acids)
Source: RefSeq, a predicted model, not a curated record